UUGAUUUACAAAAUAUCUUAAGUAAUUUAAAAUAUGAAUAGAUAAAAUAACCAUUAAUAAAUAUAGAAUUCAUUAUAAAAUGGGACUAUGAAAGCUUAUAAAUUCCAAUUUGAUUUAUUAAUUGAACACAUAUCUAUAGCUCUAUCCUUUCCUUGUUAGAUUUAAAUUUUAUGGAAGAGAGGAACUCAUAAAAUAUAUACAAAAAAUAAGUCAGAGUUGAAUUUAGAAACAAGAUUUGCAGAUUUUCAUGAAACUUUGUCAAUGAUGACAACUAUCUUUUAAACUGAAAGUAAUGCGAUUCUUCCAAAAAAAUCUUCUCUUACAGUAGUUAUUUAAACGCCAAUGGGAAAUAAAGUUGGAGGGGUUGCUAUUCUAAAUCUUAAUGAGUUUUUACCAAACGACAAUACCAGUUUAUUUACUAUGAAAAGCAUCAAGCACACAUAAAGCCAAAUUCUAUAGUUAUAAAAAUGUCCUGAUUAAAAUGCAUACAUUAGAGUAUAAGUUACAUCUUAAUUUGUGUCUGAAUGCCUUGAUAAUGAAACUAUGAGUAUAGGUAGUUGUGGUUCUAGAUUACAUUUGAAUUAAGAAGGAGAUGAAUAUUUAGUUGAUUAUACUACGCAGUAAAUGAAUGCUUUGGGGUAGUAAAAUUCAAAAAUUUCAGAUGAAAGAAACAAUUUUACAUUUUCAAUGAAUAAUGUCAAAUCAGAGCCAUCCUUAAAAGAUAAAACUAAUGCCCUAACUCAGUAUGAUAAUUUUAAUAAAGUUCCAACAAAAGAAUAAAUAGAAGAAACUUUAAGACAUAAAAAGAGGAUGUAGUAGUUCAAUUUACCAAGCUCUGCAAAUGUAAAUGGAAGUGCUAAAAGAGAUAAAAGGGUAGCAGCUGGACUGAAUACUUCUUCAUCGUCAAAUUUAUAUCAGAGUUAGAACUAAUAUUCAUCAAAUAAUACUAACUAGUUUAACUCUGCAGCUGAUGAUAAAAAUGAUGAAGUGAGUAAGUUGAAAUAUGAAAAUUAAAGAUUAAAAGAGGAAUUAUUGAGGAGUAAAUUUAGAAAUGACACGGAUUUGUAAUCUACUAUGAUGAACAUAGAAUCUGAAAAUGAGAGAAUGAAAAAUGCUGUUAAAAUUCUUGAAGAAGAAAAACAGGAUAAAAUAGAAGAGAUUAAAAGAUUAUAAAGUAAAAUCGAGGAGUUUAAUAAUAAAUUAAAAUAGAAUCUGUCCCUUCAAGAAGAAUAAGAAGAGAAGCUCUUAUAAAAUAAAAAAGCAAAUGAUAAAAUUGUGGAAUAACUCGAAAAUUUACAAAAAGAAUUUACUAGAGAAAUGGAAGAGAAAUAAAUUCUAAUUAACAAAUUAAAAAAAGACAAAUAAUAGUUAAUUGAAGAAAAUGAAAGAAUUAAAAAUAGUUCUCUAGAAAGACUUGAAUAAGUAGAAUAAACUUCAAACAAAUUGAUUUAGUAGAACAAUGAUUUAGUUAAAAAAAAGUAAUAAUUAAUGGAACUUUUAGAAGAAAUGAAUAGAGAAAAAUCAUUAGAAAAAGAUAAAUAUGAGAGGCAAAUAGAAAUAAAUAAGCAGUAGAUUGAAAGUGCUCUGGAUAGCAAUAAAAAGCUUUAAUCUAAUUAUGAUAUGUUAUUUAAUUCUUUAAAUUAAGAAAAAUUAUAAAAUUAAUAGUAAAUGUAAUAAGUUCUCGAUAAAAAUAGAUAGCUCAUGCAAGAGAUUAAGGAUUUAUAAGAAAGAAUUGAAGAAUAAGAGAGCGAAAAUAUGUUAAAAGACUAAGAAUUGGAACAACUUAGAGAUGAGAUUAAAGAAAAAGAAAUAGAAAUAUCUUAGUAAUUAAAAGGUAUGCAAGAAAUAAAACUAAAGAUUUAAACAACAUAAUAAAAAAACGAAUAAGAAUUCCUCUUUGAAAUAAGAAAGAAAGAUGAUUUGAUUGAAAAUUAAAUAGCCUAGAUUUAAGCUCUUCAUACAAAUUAUGAAGAACUUGAAAAAAAUUUUGAAACAAGGCAACAGCAGCUUGAAGAAAGAAUCAAAACUAUCAAAGAAAGCAAUAAUUUAAUUGAGUAAAACUUAUAAAAAAAAGAAUUAUAAGUUAAGCUUGAAUCUGAAAGGUGUUCUUUAAUUGAAAAGGAAUUGGAAAUGCAUAAAUAACUAAACAUUUAAUUAAGUGAGAGAUAUGCACUUUAAAUUUAAGAAAAAGAAGCUUAAAUUGAGUAAUUUUAAGAAUAAUUGUAAAUUUGUUAAAAGGAAAAUAAGUAAGGCUAAGCUGCUUAACUAAAUUAAACUUCGUAUGAAACUGAAAAUUUAAAAAUACAAUUAGAAGAAUAAAAGCAACUAUUCAUGAAAAAAGAAGAAUCAUAUAAAAAAUAGUUAUAAAAACUAGCUAGAAUGAAUGAAAAGCUUGAAGAAGAAAAUAUGUAAAUGAAUUUAAGGAUGAUGAAAGAUUUAGAUUAAAUAGCCAGAAAAUAAGAAGGAUUUUCUAAAGAAUAUUCAAAAAUUUUGUGUGAAAGAAAAUAAUUAAAUGUCUCUGUAAGUAACUGA
Tetrahymena thermophila SB210 is the source of this 2532-nucleotide messenger RNA. RefSeq lists its product as hypothetical. Lineage: Eukaryota; Ciliophora; Oligohymenophorea; Hymenostomatida; Tetrahymenidae. The record is from RefSeq and is a predicted model, not a curated record. The transcript is spliced from 9 exons.